AUGUUUGCAGCCACUGGCUCAACUGAUGCGGGUGUGAAGCCGGAGAAGAAAACUCCAAUUUUGGUCAAACAAGAAUUUGCAGCUUCAACCCCAUCGAGUCGAGGUCGAGACUCGGGCGAGACUGGCGAGACUGGCAUUCACCAAAGCUUCACAGUGCUGAAGAAUAUCAGCGAGUCGACAUCAAUUGAAAGACUGCAAAAGGCAUCUGAGAUUUGCCGAGAGGUUCUGCGAGGAAUUUCAUCUACUCUAUAUGAUUCGGUCAAGAGUGAAUAUCUUGAUCAGCAAUUAACGAAGGUGCAUACCUUGACGGGAAUUGAGGACAACUCUCAAUUUAUCCUUGGCAUCGUAGGUUCCACAGGAGUAGGCAAGAGCUCACUCGUCAACACUCUCUUAGGUGGAGACGAUCUUGUGCCCACAGACUGUGCCCUUGCUUGCACGUCCGUCGUGACUGAAAUCUCUUACAACGAUUCUGAAGCCGAGGAUGAGCUCUAUCAAGCCAAGGUGGCUUAUAUCGACCCAGUUGAGUGGAAAGCAGAACUUGAGCUACUUCGUGCUGAUAUCUGCACUGUUGACGAAGACAGUGAAGAGACGGUGUUUCUGAUGGCGGAUCCUGAUAUUUGCGAGCUUCUCGGCACGACACAGCAUAUUCGAGCUUCCAACAUCGAUGAGUUUCGUGGGACCCUCAAUCGCUACGUCAAUAGCCGAGAUAAGUCGCAAAGCGCUAUCGACAUUGCACAUGCAAUAACAAUUCUCAGUGGUAAUCAAGACGGCUCCAACGACACUAGAGGAACCAAUCAUCCUCAUGAUGCCUCAUUAGAUGACUCGUCCUUUGGUGCGGACCAUGAAAUCGGUCAUGAGAACACUGACGAGCAUCUGGCGCGGUAUCAGGGCAGCUCAAGAAGGAAAAAGAAGAUGGCCCUGUGGCCUCUGAUUAGAGUUGUUCGAAUUCACACAAAAGCUGACAUUCUCUCGAGCGGACUUGUUCUUGUUGAUCUCCUGAAGAUGUUAACAUGUUCGAUGCAGCCCGGAGUCCAGGACUCCAAUGCAGCUCGAGACGCCGUUGCUUCGCAGUAUCUACAGAAAUGCCAUGCAGUCUGGGUUGUCGCCGAUAUCACCAGGGCCGCAGCGGACAAAGCAGCUCAGAAUCUUCUGACCAAGCGCUUUAAACAACAGCUCAGACUCGAUGGCAACAUCGAGAACCUCACCCUCGUCUGCACUAAGACAGAUCACAUUAUACCAGAAGUAGCGUGGGAGCAAUUCGACUUGCACAGACAACAUGAGAAGUGGACAAAUGCUCAAAAGAGCAAGACCGCCUGGGAAGAGCAGCAUCUCCAGGAACUUCAGCAACUCGAUCAGCGAUGUACUGCUCUGGGUAAACUCGAGUUGGAGAUUACGAGACGAACCAAAAAAUGGGACAGUCUACUCGUCACCGUGCAAGCUGGUAAGAAGGCCGAGGUACCACGCACACGUGCGCGAAAAAGAAAGGCCCCCGAUGCGCCCCCGACGAGCAACAAGAGGCAUUCUGGACCAAACGUUGAGUCAGGAGCAGGAGGCAUGACCCAAGAAAACAUGCUCUUGAGUAAAUUCUACGCUUCAGCAGAAGAUGUAUGGGAGAAGCUGGCCAACAGCCCUGCGACACUGCAAGUCGGCACGGACGUCUCCCUUCCGCAAGCGCGUUCUAUGCUGCAACAUCUUCAGAGCAUAGCUGAGAUAACCGCCAAGGAGGCGUACGAGGUUGACAGGAAAACUUUCCAGCUGAACCGCGAGAAGAUUAAGCUGAACAACGAAAUGCAUGCACAACUUGCCCAGUUAAGACUUGAGUGCAUCAAGGCGAGAAAUAGUGUUGUCAAAGAGGCUGUGCGCAGGGACUUCCAGCGGGACUUGGAAGAAUCAGCCCCGGCCAAGGCUUGGAGCAAAAAUGGGGAGGCUUAUGGUUCCGGAGCUGGUUCUCGGAAUAACAGAAGCGCGGGCUUCAACCUGUCAGUCUUUUGUGUCAGCACACUCGAAUAUAAGCGGACAGAGGACGAUGAGCUUCUACAUGUUACAGAGAUCCCGCAACUGAAGAAUCAUGCACUCAACCUCACAAAGCAGAACCGAAUUAGGCGAGGCAGACAAUUCGUCACCGACGUGCUGGAGGUCUUGAAUUCUCUGCAAAUAUGGGCGUGUGACCAAGUAUGGUUCAACGGCGGCAACGAACAGCGGCGCUAUCAGAGCCUUGAUGAAGCAGCGUUUGCCUUCACGGAAAGUUGCAAAGACACACUCGAGAAGAGCAUACUCCACAAGUUAAGGGGCGCUUUGCACAAAUUCUCAGUAGAGGCUAUCGAGAAAGCGGGAAAAUGGCCCGUGGCAAAGGACAACCGUCUUGGUCUACCCUACGCGACAUAUGCGGCUGUGUGUCGUCGCAAUGCUGAGCUCACAAUAUACAGUGGCGUAUUCUCUGGUGCUCUAGGCGAGCAUGACUUCAAUGAGGAUCUUGUCUCGCCCCUGAAAAGCUAUGUCGAGAAGAACUGGUCCACCACGUUCUCUACCGCCAUUCCCCAGCUUAUAGAAGAAUUUGUGGACAAAUCGAUGGAGCACCAAAAUGCAUUCCAUAAGAUCAUCGUCGAGGAUAUCAGCCCAAGUGUUUCUGCUAAAACGCUCAAGGCGCUCGAAGCCCAGCUCAAGGCCCGAAACACGCAGCUCAACUACAGGUCUGGAGCACUUACUGACGUCAUUAAGCACGUGCAGAGAGAGGCAAGCCGACGAUUCACUCCACCCGUCGCCAACCGCAUGAAGAAGACAUAUGAGCGUGUGAUGGGAGUUAAUGGUGGAAAAGGCAAGUUCACGCGGAUGAAAGAGACCAUGUCGGAGCAAGUCAGAGCCAAGGCAUUCGAGAUGCUCAUCUCGGCCCAUGAGGCUCUGGAGAGCGAGUUUGCCAGCCUGGCAUCACGGCUCGACCAAUGUGCCAGAAGUUGCACAGCCAAAGCGUUUCGAGCACUGGAGCAAGAUUACACAAAUGUCCUCGGUGGCAAUCAUCUCAAAACCAAGGACGACAUAGAGACGAUCGCAGAGACGAAAGAAAAGCUCAGAAAAGUUUUGAGUACGGUGGAUGAGAAGUUUGCUGCUGUCGCCAUCGAGCUUGCAGACGACGACCAGCCAGUGGGACCCGAGGAUCAGAGUCAUGUUGAGGCCCUUGAUGAUGACGAAGACAGUCACAUGGAAGACUCCGAGGACGACAGCGACAACGAGGAGCCUGAGGCUUGA
This is a messenger RNA of Microdochium trichocladiopsis, 3243 nucleotides long. RefSeq lists its product as uncharacterized. The transcript has 8 exons. Lineage: Eukaryota; Fungi; Ascomycota; Sordariomycetes; Xylariales; Microdochiaceae. The record is from RefSeq and is a predicted model, not a curated record. The coding region runs from base 1 to 3243 and encodes 1080 amino acids.